Messenger RNA from Striga asiatica, 1392 nucleotides. Lineage: Eukaryota; Viridiplantae; Streptophyta; Magnoliopsida; Lamiales; Orobanchaceae. The record is from the annotation of a GenBank genome assembly.
AUGGCCAAGAUUUCAUCAAAUUGUGCCGCCAUUAACGAGCAAAAUGGCGAUAAUAAUCGUAACAAGAAGAUGAACAUUUUUGCUGUAGUCGAACCGUACGAAGAAUUUUCUGCCGAUAGACAAGUUUUCUUGGCCAAAUUACUCACUGAGUUUCAUGAUCAUCUCACGGAAAGAGCUUCUCAUUUUUUAGGUUAUCAUGUGAAUGUUCGUUGCAACCACUUAACGGCUUUAUCUCCACUGCUAAAAUUCCACAUAAAUAACGUUGGUGACCCGUUCAAAGACAGCAACUUAGGCAUGCAUUCGAAAGAAUUUGAGGUGGCGGUUUUAGAUUGGUUCGGAAAACUUUGGGAGAUCGAAAAAAACGAGUCUUGGGGUUAUGUCACUAAUGGUGGAACCGAAGGCAAUUUCCAUGGCCUAUUGCUUGGGAGAGAGUUACUUUCAGAUGGGAUUUUGUAUACAUCAAGAGAAUCACACUACUCCAUAUUCAAAAUAGCAAGAAUCUGCAGAAUAGAGUGUAAGAUAAUUAACACGUUAACGACUGGCGAAAUCGACUGCAAUGAGCUAAGGGAACAACUUAAUCUCAACAAGGAUAAACCGGCCAUUGUGAAUGCUAAUAUAGGGACUACUUUUAAAGGAGGUGUCGAUAACCUCGACCUUGUGAUAAAAACCUUGGAGGAUUGUGGAUUUUCGGAAGAUAGAUUUUAUAUACAUUGUGAUGCUGCAUUGUAUGGACUCGUAUCUCCUUUUCUUCAACAGGGACCAAUGUUUAGUUUCAAGAAGCCCAUCGGAAGUGUUAGUGUGUCGGCCCACAAACUAUUGGGCUCUCCAAUGGCAAGCGGUGUCCACAUGACUAGAAAGAAGUACAUAAAAGUAAUCUCUAAAAGCAUAGAAUACAUUGAAACCAUCGAUAACACAUUAUCCGGAAGUCGAAAUGGCCACACACCGAUUUUCAUUUGGUACACCUUAAACACGAAAGGUCGUUCGGGUAUUCAAGGAGAAGUUGACAAGUGUUUGAUGAAAGCUCGGUAUUUGAGAGAUCGACUCAAAAGGGAAGGGAUUAGUUGCAUGCUCAACGAGCCCGGUUUAGUGGUUGUUUUUGAGAGGCCAUUGAGCUUUGAGUUCGUUAAAAAAUGGCAACUUUCGACUCAAGGUGACAUGGCGCAUGUUGUCGUGAUGCCACAUGUCAGUUUCGAGAUGUUGGACGAUUUUGUGAACUGUUUUGUUCGAGAGAGAUGUGUUUGGUACGACUCGAAUAAUCGAGUCGAGCCGAGCUGCCUUGCAGAGGAUAUAGGGGUUUCUAAUUGUGCUUGCUCGGUGCAUGGCAAAGGGUUCACUACAUAUGUGGAACGAGUUUAUGAUGAAAUGACUAGUUUUGAUAAUGUCGAUAGAUAG